UAUUUUCUGCAAACAAGAAGACAUCAAUGUCUUAUGUUGGAAUUGAUGACAUCCACAUUUAUGGAAAAUCAGAAGUAACUACAUCAAGUUCUGUCACCAAUACUGCCUUUAUUACAAACCUUACUUCACCUUCAACUAAGGAUGCAGGAUUAAUAACUACUACAACAAAGCUAGGAAAAGAAAGAUCAACCAAACAGAUGCCGUUACUGACAACUGUACAUCAGAAACAUAUCUCAACAGAUUUGAAAUUUACCAAGAACAAACCUUCAUCCACCGAACAUUCAUUUUCACCAUCUACCUUACAAUCAACGUUUAUACCUACAUCAAGUUCUGUAAGCACUUAUGCAGUUGUACCAAUGUCCACAACCGCUACCACCAUCAUUACAUCAAAUUUAGAAACUUCUAAUACUGGUCAAACCGAAAUAAAGAAAGCAUCCAAGCAGACAACUGUACAGCAAACGCAUUUUUCAACAACUUCGACCCAUACCGAGAUAAACACGCCAUCUACAUCCUAUUCAACGCCAAGUAAGCACGUGACGAAGAAGAAACCUACAACAGAUAAAAAGAAAACUACUUUGAAUAAACACGAUAGUAAAACCACAGACCAGAGUACUACACCAUAUAUAAUACAAGUGACAAAUAAGAGAUUGACCACCAAAAAGAAUAAAGCGACAAAAUCUGACGCUAACAACUCUGAAUACAUAAGUAAGGGGGCACAGGCAGGUAUCGGUAUAACUGUAGCUUUGUUAGGUGUAGGACUUGUGGUGGCUAUACUUUUUAUAAUGAAGAAGAAAAUUAGCACGAUAGGUCAAGGAGAUAAAUUUAAUAAGAAUGAAAUUCAAAUGGAAAGCAAAUAUACAAAGACAGAAACUAACAUAAAUGGCGACACAAAAUACGUUAUAGAAAAUAGCGUUAUUCAUACAGACAAUCAAACUCCAUGGACAUCAACUGAUCCAUUAUGUAAGCAGUGAGUAAAAAGAUCAAAUACAGUGUCUUGAAAUCCGUCCAUUUUUUAGGCAACAACGUAAGCAUAAUAAGCAGACAGUGUAUAAUACAUUCAAAGAUGACGUGUUAUAGUAUUUGAUACGUAAUGUUUAUAUAAAUGGUAAACGAAAUGCUAUUGCAAUUUUCCAUUUCGCAAAAAUCGCCAGUUAAUUAGAAUAUUAAAAUCCAAAACACCACGAAACUAAUAAAAUAGCCUGACUUUUGCUGAUUGUAUUCUACUAAACUGACCAGACAGAGUUGAGAAAGCAUAAACAUUUUGAGAUUUAGUUCUAAUACAAAUGAGACUUUAAUCCACAAAAAAUCGAAAAACACAAUUUACUUUACAUGGAUUGGUUGAUUAACAAAUACAAUCUUUAUUGUAAGGUAAACAAUAAACCGAGCUCUGAAACCGAAUGUGAUAAAUGUUUAACAAGACCAUUAACGACCCAACAGUAAGCACAACCCAUUUAUGCAUUUGAUAGCUUCGGAUUUAUUAAUCUGAUCUAAAACUUAUUUUUAACAUAUUGCGUUGAACCCCAGCAACAACUGUCUGGUCAGUGGUUGUCGAAGUCUUCGUGUUUCAGUCUUUUAAGUAAGUCGAUUCAUCAGAAGAUCGUCUAUCAAUUGUUGAAUUAAUCAUAUCUACUGCUGGUUUAAACAAAAGGGAUGCACUUGUGAUAAGUUGUUAUACAAUUGACGUGUAUCCUUCAUCUGAUUUUUAUAGAAUAUUAUUUUGUAAUUGAGACUAAAGAUGAGUACAAAGCACUUUUAGCAAAAAUCGAAAAAAACUGACCUCAAUUACAAGAGAGGCGAAAGAUACCCAAGGAUAUUGAAUAAGUCAAGAGCAAAAAAACGAAAAAUGAUCAUACGACAAACAACCAUACACGAAACACAACAUAGAAAACAACAGACUGAGCAACACGAACCCCAUCAAAAACCGGAAAGAUAUCUGGUGCUCCGGAAGGGUUUGCAGAUAAAGCUCUACAUGACAACAACGCUUGCAAAACCUUUAUACUAUUCCUCUGAUCAUUUGUGUUCAUUCAAAUGUUUAAAUCAGAGUUAACAUCUUUAAUGAGUUUGAUUGAUACCCAGAUAUCUGUAGUAAAUAUCUAACAUAUGUAUUUAAUUUAUAACCAGUGAUAAAGUGAUUUAUAGUGAUAAAAUGUCAGCAUUUUGUAUUUUGUAACAAAGUGGUACAUAAAAGUUAUUUUAGUCAUGAUGUACAUAUAUUUAUUGAUAAACUGCUUUGUUGAUUUAUGAGUUCUAACAUUUGAAGUUAGUUCAUAGCACAUUUUGUUUUGUUUUGUAUUUUUAUUGCUGUAACUCCUAUAUUUGUGUAUUGUCUUUAAUGCCAUCCUCUAUUUUGUUAAGAUUUCGUAAUUUAAAAAUAUGUAAAUUCGGAAGAUUUCAACAAAAGUGUUUUGCCUGUUCUGGUUGGGAUAAAUUUAGUCAAAUAGUGAAUGUUGUUUAUUUGCAUAUACCUGAAUAGGUAACUGCAAAACAACAAAUCAAACAUAAUAAGCACCAACAAAUUUUAUAAUUAAAGAGAGACAAAUGAUGUCUAUACGAUUAACGGGACGUUAACUUCUUAGUCUCUUUUUAACUAGUUAAAGAGCUUAAAAAUAAUACACUGAAAAUGAUGAAAUUUAAAAAUAAUACUUUUUUCGAAACGGACCUGGUAAGAAAUUAGAUCUCUAAACGUUUCAUUAGCUCUUUCAAUAGUCUUCUGAUUUUUGUUUUAUUACAGAAACAAAGGUUCAUGAACUUUUCAUGACCAUAUACGAUUUUGGUGAGUUGUAUACCCGUUUUGAUCUCUUAGUUGUUUAUAAAAAGUAUGCUUUUAAUGUUAAAGCUCCGACUUUUCUUCGCGAAGUUACAUCUCAAAACCGUUAGGAACGUAUCAUAGUAUAUGUUCAUAUAAAAUAUGUUUUGAUCGAAAUAAGAAAAAACAUUUUUGUACUAAGUCAGGAAAAUGGCCAUUGUUAUAUUAUAGUUCGUUUCUGUGUGUGUUACAUUUUAAUGUUGUGUUUUUGUUGUGUCGUUGUUCUCCUCUUAUAUUUGAUGCGUUUCCCUCAGUUUUAGUUUGUAACCCGGAUUUGUUUUUAUCUCUAUCAAUUUAUGAGUUUCGAACAGCGGUAUACUACUGUUGCCUUUAUUUAAGCAUUUAAAAAAUAUUACUAGAUAUACAGUUGUGAGUUUUUUCUUUACUUGGUUUUUAAUUGGAGAAUACUUGAAUAUACUGCAUUAUUUCAUAAAUCAUCGUUGUUUUCGCUGAAAUAAAGAUGAUUAUACGUGUUAUAUUUGAAGACCUGUCAAUUCAUUAUUUUUGCUUUGUUACUAAUAAAGUAUUUCGUUCAA
Messenger RNA from Mytilus californianus (California mussel), 3342 nucleotides. Its product is annotated as hepatitis A virus cellular receptor 1-like. Lineage: Eukaryota; Metazoa; Mollusca; Bivalvia; Mytilida; Mytilidae. The transcript is spliced from 3 exons. The record is from RefSeq and is a predicted model, not a curated record. Bases 27 to 971 code for a protein of 314 amino acids.